GGCACCUAGCAGGAAGCGGAAGUCGGGUUAUAAAGUAAAGGAAGUCAGAGAACCUGCUCUGGUUUUGUUGGCCCUGUUUUUCCACCGUCCUUUUUCUUAACUAAGUUCGGGACAGUUGCCCACCGACCUAGCAUCGCUUUCACCAUGGCUCUCAGCGAUGCUGACGUGCAGAAGCAGAAGGAGAGUUAGUCAUCACAUCAAAUGGUAUUGAAAAAUCAAGGAAAAGAAUGCCAAGAUUUAAGGACAAGGAGGUUGUUGAUCAUUUUAUGAGACCACUUUCAGUGGACACAGAGGGGCAGAAGUCAGAUGGAGAGUGUUGAGAGUUGAAGAUAAAGCACAUGAUGGCUUUUAUUGAGCAAGAAGCCAAUGAGAAAGCAGAAGAAAUAGAUGCAAAGGCAGAAGAAGAGUUCAACAUUGAGAAAGGCCGUCUUGUGCAAACCCAAAGACUGAAGAUUAUGGAAUACUAUGAGAAGAAAGAAAAACAGAUUGAGCAGCAGAAGAAAAUUCAAAUGUCCAAUUUGAUGAAUCAAGCAAGGCUCAAAGUUCUCCGAGCAAGAGAUGACCUUAUCACUGACUUACUGAACGAAGCAAAACAGAGACUCAGCAAAGUGGUAAAAGAUACAACCAGGUACCAAGUGCUACUGGAUGGACUGGUCCUCCAGGGUUUGUACCAGUUGUUGGAGCCCCGAAUGAUUGUUCGUUGCAGAAAACAAGAUUUUCCUCUAGUAAAGGCUGCAGUGCAGAAAGCUAUUCCUAUGUACAAAAUUGCCACCAAGAAGGAUGUUGAUGUCCAAAUUGAUCAGGAGGCUUACCUGCCUGAGGAAAUAGCUGGUGGAGUUGAGAUCUAUAAUGGGAAUCGUAAAAUAAAGGUUUCCAACACUCUGGAAAGCCGGCUGGAUCUCAUAGCCCAGCAGAUGAUGCCUGAAGUACGAGGAGCCUUGUUUGGUGCAAAUGCCAAUAGGAAGUUUUUGGACUAAGCCCUUGGGAGGUGAAAUUAAUCUACUGCUUUACCUCUGAGAAGCAAGAUCGUCUAUGUAGCUUACUAUGUAGCUUCUUCUUUGUUGUUAUGCUAUUAUAUUUAUCAGUGGAUAUCCUUCUGUAGCUAAUAUCCUUGGCCUAAUGUUAACAACUGGAGGUUUCCUAAGUGUGAACAGGACCCACAGUAAUUUGUCUCAGGUACCACAGCUUUUAUUUGGUUCUGUAGCAUGAAGAGGAGGGGUCAGAUGGUACUGCAUGGACUACACAAAGUCUCCUGUUCUUUUCACUGUUCUAAUUACCUAAUCUACACAGUGAUAUGCAUGGUGAUCCUUGCUCUUUAGGUAUGAGGCAUGUAUUCUUUGGGCCUAGAAUUUUUCUUCAUCUGUAAAUGUGAUUUAAAAUCUAAGCAAUGAAUAUUCUUUAUUUAUUAAAAGAUUUAUGUGGA
This is a messenger RNA of Urocitellus parryii (Arctic ground squirrel), 1423 nucleotides long. It is a transcript of the gene Atp6v1e1, whose product is annotated as ATPase H+ transporting V1 subunit E1. Gene Ontology annotation, biological process: proton transmembrane transport. NCBI's taxonomy places the organism in Eukaryota, Metazoa, Chordata, Mammalia, Rodentia, Sciuridae. Gene Ontology annotation, cellular component: proton-transporting two-sector ATPase complex, catalytic domain. Gene Ontology annotation, molecular function: proton-transporting ATPase activity, rotational mechanism. The record is from RefSeq and is a predicted model, not a curated record.